This is a messenger RNA of Cottoperca gobio, 4206 nucleotides long. RefSeq names its product SH3-domain kinase binding protein 1 (gene sh3kbp1). The record is from RefSeq and is a predicted model, not a curated record. Bases 195 to 2036 code for a protein of 613 amino acids. Gene Ontology annotation, molecular function: protein binding. NCBI's taxonomy places the organism in Eukaryota, Metazoa, Chordata, Actinopteri, Perciformes, Bovichtidae. The transcript has 19 exons.
CUGCCGUGUCACCGGAGAGAGAAAAAGGGGAAGGAAUAUGGUUUCAUCAGACGCUCCUCCCGUUUCAGCGCGGCUGUAGCGGAUCUAUAUUACGAGCAGGAGGCUGGGGCUCUGUCCGGCUCAAACCUCAAACAACCACCUUCCCCGUUACCUACCAGCCUGCAGGAGCACUACCAGCACACCGGGACACAUAAAUGGUGGAGGCCGUGGUGGAGUUUGACUAUGAGGCUCAGCAGGACGAUGAGUUGAGCCUGACGGUGGGCGAAAUCAUCGUGAAUGUACGGCGGGACGAUGGAGGAUGGUGGGAGGGCGAGCUGGGCGGACGCAGGGGCCUGUUCCCGGAUAACUUUGUCAGGGAGAUAAAGAAAGAUGGAAAGAGGGAUGGAGGACAGGCAAGCAUGAUCAGAUCGGACCUUUCCAAUGGACAGGCCAGCCCUGUGUCCGACCCCACCGUACGGCCAGGCCGGAGAGUAGAGCAAAUCCGUAAGCGGAGGUGUAAAGCGUCGUUCAGCUACGUGCCUCAGCAUGAAGACGAGCUAGAGUUGAAAAUAGGAGACGUCAUUGAAAUCAUAGCAGAGGUAGAGGAGGGCUGGUGGGAGGGAUUUCUAAAUGGGAAGAGUGGAAUGUUUCCCUCCAAUUUCACCAAAGUGAUCAAUACGGAGUCAGACACACCCUCUGUAGACACAUCGCAGGAGGAGCUGCGCAGCUCCCGCACCAGUAAAGACAGCCCAGGCAGUGAAAGUGAUGGAGGCGACAGUCGGUCAGAAACAGGGUCAGGAGAAAUUCAGCCCAAGAAGGUCCGUGGGUUUGGCUUUGGUGACAUCUUCAAAGAUCAACCCAUCAGGCUCAGACCACGCUCUAUGGAAGUAGACUCAGAGGGGGACAAGGCCAACGAGGGGAAAGCAGCGAGUGCUCCGGAAACCAUGAAGACUGAACCUGAUGGCAAAGCCAAAGGGCGGGAGCUGUGUAAAGUCCUCUUUCCAUAUGAAGCACAAAAUGAAGAUGAGCUGUCCCUCAAAGAGGGGGAAAUUAUCAACAUUAUCACCAAGGAGUGUGCUGAUGCAGGCUGGUGGAAGGGGGAGAUCGGGGGAAGGCAAGGUGUCUUCCCAGACAACUUUGUCAAGCUGCUAGAAGCGGAGAAAGAGAGACCAAAGAAACCGCCUCCUCCCAGUGCACCCUCAGCUAAACAAACCACAGAUAGAAAGUCAGAGGUCAAGAAGGUUCCUCCUGAGCGACCUGAACAUCUACCACAGAGGGACCAGGAUCGAGGUGAAGAGGUGAAGCUUGGAGACAUCCCCAAGCCUGUCCUCUCAUCUAUCCUUCCCAAGAAACCCCUUGCCCCAAAGACAAGCACCUCCUCUUCCUCCCAACCCCCGCGGCGUCCAGAGAGGCCGCCCACUCUAGCGUGUGAAAGCCCUAAAUCUGAGGGUGGGGCUUCGACACCAGAUUCUGCCACUGACAGGUCACAUGACACUGAUGUGGACCUCGACGCAGUGGUGGCAUCAACAGAGAAGCUGAUUCAUCCGACAGCAUCGCGGCCGAGGGUCUCAGACCGCCGGCCUCGCUCACAGAUCAUCACACCUGGUUCCCUGUCCAGUAUCGAUCUGGACUCCCCUGCAGUGGAGGACAGGAAGGAGAAGGACAGAGGGAAAGAGGAGGCGGAGUCUGUCCCCUCCAGACCUGUAGAGGUUUCCCUGAGGAAAGGAGUCCCCGCCAUCUCUGCACCUGACAGUAAAGCACCACUGCCCACCAGGCCCUCUGUCUUGAACCCGCCAAACGCAGUCCAUCGCCCCAUAUCCCCGUCUUCCUCCUCGGGUCUGAGCCCCUCCCCCGAGCUCCGGCAUUCACCUCUGACCCCCCCGACACUGGAGGAACUCAGGAGCCAGCUGAGAGACCUGAGGUCCUCCGUAGAACUGCUGAAGAGCCAGCACAGGCAGGAAAUGAAGCAAUUGUCCAUUGCGCUGGAUGACGAGAAGAAGAUUCGUGUUAGUUUACAGAUGGAAGUAGAGCACAUAAAGAAGAGCCUGUCGAAAUGAAGACUAAAGCAUCAUCUUAUCACCACAUCGGAGGCCAACAUUUGAAAACAUUCUCACUGUUGGCCGAGACACUUCAGCCAAAACAAAGUUUGUGCCAAAUGAUCAUCACGAUCAACAUCAGCAAAAAUACAGUAUCAUGGAAUCAGCCACCUUCCCCCUUCUGACGCCGCCUUAUCCUGCGUUUACUUCUUUAUUCUUCUUUUGAAGAGGCUUUUCUUGUUAAGUUUACUGCUAUCUUGUCGAAGCUUGCUGUGCCACUGGUACUGACUGGCUGUGUGUUGUCACGGUUACAGAAUGAUGACACAGAGGCUGCCGUGGCGAUCUCGCUGAUACUUUUUGUUUAUAAGUGUGAAGGAAAUUUGGAACUCGACCUUCGUAGCCUGGUUGGUUCAGACAACCUCUGUGCUGGUCUGUGUCCACUCAGCGGCCUUCACUUUGUGUGUGUGUGUGUGUGUGUGUGUGUGUGUGUGUGUGUGUGUGUGUGUGUGUGUGUGUCUUGUUUUCCAUCCAUGUGAGGACUGCUGUUUUAGACCUUCCGAUUAGGGACAUUUCUGUAAAGUGAGGUUGUUUUGGCCGGAUCAUAACUUCUUCAAUGGGCAAGAUUAAAGUUAGGAUUUCAGUUGAACGAAGUCUACACUUCUUGUCGUUAGGGUUACAAUGUUUGACACACAUAGCUUGAUGUUUCUAUGGUACACUGCAGGCAGGGAAUUUUCAAAGCAUCAGCCAUUAACAGCACUGGCAUUUGAACAUAUUUUCCUGACCCUUCCCUUGUCAGUGUCUUAAUUCUUUAUUUUUGUAAAUACCUGUUGGGAAGCUAAAAUUAUAAGCACAUCAUGAUUCCUUCCCCCUAUCAGUUUAAUUAAGUAUAAUCAACAUGACAAGUACAGAGUACUGUGGUUUUACGAUAACACAAGUAUGUAUACUAUAGGUGCUUUUUAAAGGAAUAGUUUGACAUUUUGGGAAAUACGCUUAUUUGCUUUAUUACUGGGAGUUUAAUGAGAAGAUUAAUGCCACGAUUAUGUCUGUACACUAAAUAUGAAGCUAAAGUCAAUAGCUAAGUAGCUUAGCUUAGCAUGAAGACUGGGGUGAACAGCUAGCUUGUCUCUGUAAAAAGGUAACGACCUCUGCCUACCAGCACCUUUAAAGCUCAGUAAUUGCCAAGCUGUAAAAAAGACAAUUUGUGGUUUUAACAUGAAAACAAGACUUCAGAAAGUCACAAGAAAUCUGUCUGUCUGUUACAUAACCUUCCCUAAAACCACAAAUUGUCACAAUUACACUUUUUGUAUGGAUGAAACAAAAAGAGGUAUAAUAUGUAAAUGAUUGUGCUUUACAAGUUCUGGUAGGCUGUAGGCUUGUGUUACCUUUUGACACAUGCACAGCUGUUUCCUCCUGUUUCCAUUCUUCAUGCUAAGCUUAGCUAACCGUCUCCUGGCCGUAGCUUCAUACUUCAAAUACAGACAAGAGAGUGACAUCAAACUUCUUCUCUAACUCUCAGCAAGAAAGCAAAAGAACAUAUUUCCCAAACUGUUCAAAACUGUGCUGUGAUAUGUGGCUGCAAAUGCAAAGAAAAGCACAUCUCACUGCAUGAACACAACUAUCUAUGAAAUAUCAAGUCAAGAUAGCCUUCUGGACCAAAACAUAUUAUUUUACCUCUUUGUGAUUUUGCACAACGACUCCAGAAACAUUUAGAAACAGCUGUGCUGGCUGCGUCAACCACCCCCCCCCCCCCCCCCCCCCCCCUACCUCCCUACCCCAAAAAAAUCAAAACCGAGAUCCAAGUGCAUCUGAUGUUUCUGGUGCUCUUUUUGGCAGCAGAUAAAGGGUAAAGACAGGGUUUUUAGGAAUGUAGUCAGUAAAAGGACCUCACAGGUAAAAGAUAAAAAUGUGUGUGUGCAUGUAUGUGUGGCAGCAUGUACGGCUGUUUGCCUCCCUUCCUUAUAUGUGCACAGAAUCUAUGGCAACCCGUCACUGUGGCCUUCCUGUUUUUCACUCCAAAUUCUUCUUUUUCUCUCUCUUUCUUUCUGUCUUUCUUUCUUUCAUAUGACAACAAGAAAACUGCUACAACUGAGUCUACAAGUUGUUUUCUUGACUUGGUCCUUUCUCUCCAGGAUAGUGAUAAAUAUAUAUACUUUUAUAUUUCUGUGUAAUAAAGAUGCUAUUAUGUACUGUA